Pristis pectinata (smalltooth sawfish) is the source of this 3253-nucleotide messenger RNA. It is a transcript of the gene rwdd2b, whose product is annotated as RWD domain containing 2B. Bases 219 to 1298 code for a protein of 359 amino acids. Gene Ontology annotation, molecular function: protein binding. NCBI's taxonomy places the organism in Eukaryota, Metazoa, Chordata, Chondrichthyes, Rhinopristiformes, Pristidae. The record is from RefSeq and is a predicted model, not a curated record. The transcript has 5 exons.
GUAGCGCUUCAGGGCAUCUGACCGUGGCCAGGUCAGGCCCCGCAGCCAGCAUCCCACAGCCCGAAUACAGUACAACGCAUCCCGAGCCGAGGGCAGCGUCCCCACCCCUCCUCACCCGGUCCUUGCGGGGUUGCUGCCCGACUUCAGCGCCGUAGCGGCCGGAGGAGCAGACAAACGAUCCCCGGCGACAGCAGCUGCCCUUGCUUUUAUCAUCACGCAUGCGCGGCGAGGCGGGGGCGACGGCGACGGCGGCCGAGAGAAGUCAAGGAGGGGGAAUCGCCCGGUGGAUUGCUGGAGUGUGGGAGCGGCGGCAGCGAACCGAUUGGUAUCCGGGCACAGGCGGCGGUCGGCAGGUGCACCUUUUUUUGUGCUCGGCGAAAUAUUUGUCCGCUUUUAUAUCCUGUGAAGACACUCCUCUCAAAAUGUCCAGUCCUGCUAAUGCUGAGGCACAGAUGUCUGAACUGGAACUUCUUUUCAGCAUGUUUCCCAAUGAGAUUACAGUGGAUGAUCAGUUGGCUUUAGCUGAUCUCAGAGACUAUAUACAAGGAAAGAUGCAGAGCUCACCAACCUCAAGACUACAAUACACUGUACACCUUCAUCUGGAUCCUCCUAAUGUAUUGUGUGCAUUACCUUGUGCCUUUCCCCCAAAUUAUCCAGCUGUACUACCAGAAAUUUCAAUAAGGUCAGAUGCGUUAUACAGAUCACAGCAGAUGCAAUUAAAUAUGGACCUACAUGAAUAUCUGAGAAAGAGCUGUUGUGGUGAGAUAUGUGUAUUGAAUGCAAUCGAGUGGAUCAAAGAUCAUGCUGCCACUUACAUGAACAAAGAAAGUAUUCCAGCUGAAAGGAGGGAACUUACUAACAGAACCAAAGAUGCAAUUUGUACCAGACUGUGGAUCUAUAGCCACCACAUCUACAACAAAGAGAAGAGGAAACACAUUCUGGAGUGGGCAAAAGAGCUUUCACUGACUGGGUUCAGUAUGCCUGGCAAGCCUGGAGUGAUUUGUGUAGAAGGAGCACACAGUGCAUGUGAAGAAUACUGGGCAAGAGUAAAACGGUUGACCUGGAAGAGGAUUCUACUCCGCCACAGAGAGGACACGACCAUGGAUAUUACAAAUGUCGAUAUGACUUCUGCAAUACAAAUGUUUCGGAAGUUCACAAAUUUUGAAGAAAAGAUAUUUGAUGCACGUGGAAACAGGGGAAAUCAUAUGGAUCUUGGGCAGCUGUACCAAUUCUUAAAUGAAAGAGACUGUGGAGACAUUUUUCAAUUGUACUUUGGUGUAGAAGGAAAAACUUCCUAAAUCAAUUGUGGAUAUAUGUUGUUUACAUGUAUGAGGAGGAAGAAAAAAAGACUUGUUUAAAUGUGCCACAUUAUUCUCUGAUGGUCAUAAAUUUACAAACUGAUUGCGUUUCUGGAAAAUGUUUCGGUAGGUGUUAAUUCAUAAAUUGAAAAGGCUGGGCAAAGUGCAUUAUGGGAAUCUUGGUACACUAUUUCUGUGCAAGGAGACCAACAUGCUAUUCAUUAUAGUGAAUGAUAGUUUGGUAAAUUGAGACAGGCAAUCUAAAAAGUCCAUGGAGUUAUGGUGAAAAUUCAUAUAUUGAAAUUUUGUAAGUCUUACCUGUAUUACAAUCCAACGUGCAACCAGAUACACAAGUUAGAAUUCUAAUUAAUUUUUAAAAACUAUUCAAUUGAUAGCUAAGUGAAUUUAAUUCUUCAAAAUGGAAUAUUAAAGUACUCCCGCCAACUUUAUGUUCCUUUUAUUAGUUUUGAAUAAAUUUAUCAAUCUUUUUGUGGUAACCUUAGGACUCUUUUGAUCAGGAAUUUCCAGUAAUUGAUAUAUUUAAAGAGCAAGCUAAGUUAAAUCCAUGCCUUCAUAAUGAUUGUAUUUAUAAUUAAUAUGGGUGAGAACAGAGUGGAAACCAUAAUCCAGGGUACUAAAUGCCUCAAAUGAGGACGGUAGAAUUUUCUUUAUGGAUGUUGGACAAUUAUUAUUAGUUUUGUUUAUUAAAAAUCUGAGUGAAGAAAUUUCUCCUCAUUUCGAACCUCUAUGGCCUACUUCUUAUUCUGGGCCUGUGACCCUAGUUCUGGAUUUAUCAACCAGGGGAAGCAUCCUUCCUGGAUUUAGCCUGUCAAGUCCUGCAAGAAUUUUGCAAGUUUCAAUGAGGUCUUCUUUCAUUCUUCAGAACUUUAUACUCUAAUGGCUUACUCUACGUAAUCUCUCCUCUUGUAAUAAAAGCUAGCAUACUAUUUGCUUUCCUAAUUUCUUGGUACAUCAACAUGUUGGCUUUCAAUGAUGUGUACAUGGACGUCAAGAUCUCUUGGAAUAUCAACACAACCCAAUGUCUCACCAUUUAAAAAGCCUUCUUUUCUGUUUUGUGCACCAACCUUGAUAACUUCACAAUUUCCACAUUAUAUUCCAUUUGUCAUGUUCUUGCCCCAUCAUUCUUUGUGAUUAUAUCCCCUUGAAGCCACUUUACACCCACCUCCUUACUCAUAAUCCCACCUAGCUUUGUAUCAUCAGCAAACUUGGAAAUAUGACAUUUGGUCCCCACAGCCAAAUCAGUGAUUGUGAAUGGAAGGGCCCAAGUACCGAUACCUCAGUCACAUCCUACCAACUGAGAAAGAUCCACCUAUUCCCUCUUUUUGCUGGUUGUGUGAUAACCAAUUCUCAAUCCAUAUUAGUAAAUUACUCCUAACUCCACGUGCUGUAACCUUGUUGAUCAAUGUCCUGUGUGGGACCUUAAUGAAAGCUUUCUGAAAAUCUAAACACAUCACAUCCAUUGUUUUCUCCUUUUCUAUCCAAAUAGUCACAUGUUAAAGUGCUCUAGUACAUUACUCAAUACAUGAUUUUCCUUUCAUAAAUAAAUGCUGACUCUGCUCAAUGUUAUUAUUCUUCUCAAGAUGCUCUGUUAUUUAAAUAUAGUCUACAACACCAUCCCCACCACUAAUGUUCAACUAAGAGAUCAGUAUUUCCCACCCUUCUUAAAUAAUGGGGGUCACAUUUGCUACCCUUCAAUCCACAGGAACAAUUCUGGAAACUAUAAAAUUUUGGAAGAUGAUAUCCAGAGCUUUCUCUCUCUCCAUAGCCAUUCAACCACUGCUUUCAGUUUUGAUGCCCUUGACCCCAUUCAAACAUUUAUUAUCUCUAUCUCCCAACCAUUUCCCCACACAUUGUUCCUUCACUCUCUUAAAUCCAAAAGAUUGACCAUAUCUUGCACACCAGAUUCAUCACAGAUAUGAAAUUAAAUGUUUAUU